This is a messenger RNA of Rhinolophus ferrumequinum (greater horseshoe bat), 3701 nucleotides long. RefSeq names its product transmembrane p24 trafficking protein 10 (gene TMED10). Gene Ontology annotation, cellular component: COPII-coated ER to Golgi transport vesicle; endoplasmic reticulum; endoplasmic reticulum-Golgi intermediate compartment. Gene Ontology annotation, biological process: Golgi organization; endoplasmic reticulum to Golgi vesicle-mediated transport; intracellular protein transport. The transcript is spliced from 5 exons. The record is from RefSeq and is a predicted model, not a curated record. Bases 62 to 721 code for a protein of 219 amino acids. Lineage: Eukaryota; Metazoa; Chordata; Mammalia; Chiroptera; Rhinolophidae.
ACGUGGGCCCUCCCGGUUCCGGCGCGGUAGAGGCCGGGGGUGGCGAACAGUCUCCGGCACCAUGUCUGGUUUGUCUGGCCCACAAGCCCGGCGUGGCCCUUGUCAGUUAGCGCUGCUGCUUUUACUCCUGGCUGGUCCCAGCUCGGUCUUCGCCAUCUCCUUCCAUCUUCCGCUUAACUCCCGCAAGUGCCUCCGCGAAGAGAUCCAUAAGGACCUGCUGGUGACGGGCGCAUACGAGAUCACCGACCAGUCUGGGGGCGCUGGCGGCCUGCGCACCCACCUCAAGAUAACAGAUUCGGCUGGCCAUAUUCUGUACUCCAAGGAGGAUGCAAGCAAGGGGAAAUUUGCCUUUACCACUGAAGAUUAUGACAUGUUCGAAGUGUGUUUUGAGAGUAAGGGAACAGGGCGGUUACCUGACCAACUCGUGAUCCUAGACAUGAAGCAUGGAGUGGAGGCGAAAAAUUACGAAGAGAUUGCAAAAGUUGAGAAGCUCAAACCUUUAGAGGUGGAGCUACGGCGCCUAGAAGACCUUUCCGAAUCUAUCGUGAAUGAUUUUGCCUACAUGAAGAAGCGAGAGGAAGAGAUGCGUGAUACCAAUGAGUCUACAAAUACUCGGGUCCUGUACUUCAGCAUCUUUUCAAUGUUCUGCCUCAUUGGACUAGCCACUUGGCAGGUCUUCUACCUGCGUCGCUUCUUCAAGGCCAAGAAAUUAAUUGAGUAACCAGGCCCACUCUCCUCCCACCUAAUAUCUCAGCCAGCAGAACAUCACUGGGACGUGCCGGCGGAAGGCAUCCUACCAACAGCACCAUCAAGGCACGCUGGAACUUUCUUUCCAGAACUGAUCUCUCUUGGUGUGGGAGGACAUGGGUCACCGCCCACACCCAGCAAGUCAGUGAGGGACUUCUUUUUAACUUGAUAGGAUUUGGACUGGUUUUGCAACAGUAGGACUAUUAUUAGAGUCACCUAUGACAAAAAAUAGGGGUUACCUAGAUAAUGCCAAAGCCAGUUGGGUUUCCUCGUGUGAUCUCUUCGAACCAUGGUUUUCUUUUCCUCUCACACUUGCUCACCAGCUUGGGCUUCCACUUUAGUUCCUUUACCAGGAUUUGUAUGACCAUGUGGAACUCAUUUCAUUCUGAUUGUCCUCUUUGGAUUUCCGUCUGAAAACACCCUUAACUUUAUCUUAACCCUUAGCUGAAGUGUUUAGGUAGCUUCUGGUGAUAUCCUUUCAUAAUUUUAUCUUUUCAAAUUUUAUGUCUCUUAAAAGGGUGAUGGAUUUGACACCUCAUAGAAAUGAGCUUUGAACUGUAGAUAACUCUUAAAGAAAAUUUCCUUUUAGAGAAUUAAAAUAUUUGUGCUCAACUGCUUGAACUUUUUUCGUGUAUUUAGUUCUAUGUAACUUUAUUACAUGCGUAGAUUUGUGUGACCACCACCUGAAGAUGCAGAACAGUUCCAUCACAGGGAUCCCUUGUCUACCCUUUUAUAGCCACAGCCACUUCCCUUCCUUCCCCCCAGAGCCCCAACCUCUGGCAACCACUAAUCUGUUCUCCAUUUCUCUUAAUUUUGUCAUUUCAAGAAUGUUAUAUAAAAAGAAUCAUACAGUAUGUAACCUUUUGAGAUUGACUUUUUUCACUUAGCGUAAUUCCCUUGAAAUCCAUCCAAGUUGUUGCAUGUAUCAAUAGUUUGUUCCUUUUUAUUGCUCAGUAGUAUUUCAUGGUAUGGAUAUAUCGCAGUAUAACUAUUCACCCAUUGAAGAACAUUGGAGUUGUUUUCAGUUUUUGGCCUUUAUUAAUAAAGCUGCUGUGAACAUACAUGUACAGGUUUUUAUGUGAAUAUAAAUUUUCAUUUCUCUGAGAUAAAUGCCCAAGAGGGCAAUUGCUGGGUUGUAUGGUAAGAGCACGUUUAUUUUUGUAAGAACCGCUCUAUUCUUUUUCCAGAGUGAGUGUGCUAUUUAUGUUUCUACCAGCAAUGGAUGACCAAUCCAGUUUCUCCACAUCCUCACCUGUAUUUGCGGUAUUAUUUUUUAUUUUAGUCAUUCAGAUCGAUGUAUGUAACGAUACCUCAUUAUGGUUUUAAUUUGCAUUUUCCUAAUGACUAAUGUUGAACAUCUUUUCAUGGGCUUAUUUGCCAUCUUUGUAUCUUCCUCAGUGAAAUAUCUGUUCGUGUCCUUUGCCCAUUUUCUAAUUAGAUGAUUCUUUUUACUAAUGACUUUUGAGAGUUCCUUAUUUAUCUUAGAUAUAUCUAAGUCCUUUGUCAGAUAUGUGCUUGCUUGAAUUUUUAACAUAACUUCUACCAAGGAAAAAAGUAGUAAAAUUUACCAAGUCUUCUUACAUGGCCAGUCACUGACUUAAUUCCUAUUCUUAUGUGUCCCCCUAAGACAUAUGAGGUAUAAAAAAAAUAACGCAUCUGGGAUCAUGAAUAAAUACUUGAGAAUACAUGUUGUGAAAGCAAAGCCAAGAAUCACUGUGAGAAUAUGAGGUGCCUAAAGGCCAAUACUAAUGUAAAUAAGAACGUGGAUACAAAUGACCAUGUUUGUAAACAAUUAUGAAAAAUAUUAUGAAUAUUUCCCCACUUCUCUCAGGAAAGGAGGUGGGAGUUUGUCCUUUCUGUAAUCUCUUUUUUAGCCCUGCUGACUGUUACAGGGUUUGUCCAAUCGCAGUGGCAAUUACAGGACUUAGGGCCAUGCAGCUUGUGGUUAAGAAGCAGCAUCCUGGAACUAACAGAGCACACUGCUGUGGUGACCUGGAUAGAAGUACAAAGGUGGAGGAGGAAGUGAGUUAUGUUGUUAGAAUCUCAGGCUGUUCUGUUAAUGUUCCAGCUACUGUGAACCCAAAAGCCCUUUUUCUUUCUUCUCCCUUUGACUCCCUGUAUGAAUUUCUGGUGUGGCAUUGAAAGUGGUUCUUUCAUUAAUUUGGGCAACAUUGCCAUCUGCUGGUAAGAAUUGAUUGGUACUGCUUCUGAGAACCUGACAGCUGAAACCUUGCAAAAGAGCAGCAGAUGUUGUGAAAGUCUCUCUGUGGUAUUACAAAUACUCAACAACAAAGGAUGCCUCCAAGUAGGGAAGAAAAUGACCAAAUUUGUGGAUUAAGAUCCAACCUUAGACGUUUAAAGGUGAAAUUCUGUAUUAUUAGCCUAAGAAGAUACUGUUUCAUAAUUCUGACUGGUGCCUUUCCCCUUUUUAGAAGCAAUGAAAGCUAUUCAGUAGAUUAUAGUACUCUGUUCUGACAAAAUGUCAAAGAAGAUAAAAGAGGGGAAUAUUUUAUUUUGCUGAUAUUUUUGUUCCCAAAUGUGACAGUGAAAGUGAAAUUCUUUCAUGUCCUUUCCUUUUACUCAUGCCAAAACUACCAACUUGGACUUCUGUGCUUUUGGUUUAAAGUUCAUUAGUAUUACACCUUGAUUUUAUCUAAAAGUAAAAUUACUUGCCUUCGAUAAAAGGCUAGUGCAAGGGCAAAUCAGUUUUAAAAAUGAGGAUGUUACCUCGUUUCCUCUGUUUUUGAGCCUAUUAUUCAACAUGGUCUGUGUAAUACAGGUGAGAAUGAAGCAGUUUAAGUAAUAUUUGUUAUACCAUUGUCAUAAACGCUGUCAUAAGCAAUUUUUCUGUUUGUUUAAUGGAAAGAGGCAUGUGGCAUUUAUACAGAUUCACUUGUAAGAGUUGGAUGGGGACUUUUGUGUAAAUUUUCUCAAAUAAAGGCUAGCAGAAACCA